AUGCAAUAGGAAUUAGCAGAGCUUAAAAGUCUUAUAAUAUAGACUUUAGAAGCCAAUGGUUAAUUGGCAAAAAUUAGGGCAUCGAUUAGAGCUUCAGUUUUUAAUGUCGUUGAUUCCCAAGACAAUCAUGAAAAAAUCUCUCCUUUUUUUAGCGAAAAUAAAAAAAUUCAGUCAAUAAAAGAGUUAGAAACAGGCAGAGAAUUGCUAGAACUUAUAAAGGAAUUUCUUAAAUUUUACGAAAUGAGUUACACAAAUUCUAUUUUCUCAAGGUAUUGAUAUAAAAAACAAAUUUAGCGAAGCUAAUCUUAGGGAAGAAAUUAAUAGGGAUACUAUUUCUAAACGAUUACAUAUCAAUAUAGAGGACAAAAAUAAACCACUACUUCAUUAUAUAUUAAUACAAGCUUAAAAAAAUUAAAAGUUGCAAUAAUCCUAAAGCACAAAAACUUUUAGUAGUAUUAUAUCAAGUUAAGAAAUGUUUUCCCCUCAAAAAAGUAUUUCUUCUUAAAUGUCCAAAAGUAAACCCUUGAUUGGUGUUUCACAAUAAGAAUUUCUAAAAAAAUAAAAGGAACAAUUUAAUCUAUUAUAAGAGUAAGAAAAUAAAAGGAGAUAGAAGGAGGUUUAGAAGAAACAAAGAGAAGAACUCUAGCAUCAAGAAGAAAUAAAAAUUUUAAAAUUAAAAAAAGAAAAAGAGGAGAAUUAAUUGUAAGAGGAGAGACUUAAACUAGAAAAAUAAAAAUUGGAAUAGAUUAAAAUGAAUUAGGAAUUAAAAUAAAAAAGUUUGGAAAUAGAACUUUAAAGAUAGGAACAAUUAAAUUAGGAAUCUGAAUUAAAACAAUAAUAGCUAGACUUAUAGAAAAAAUUAAUUGAAUAAUAAUAAUUGGCAUAAGAAAUUUAAGAAAAUAAAUUAAGAUAAUAAUUUGAAGAAACACAAAAGGAGGAGUAAAAAAAAUUAUUAAGUAUAUAGCAAAAUUUAAAUGAAACGGAACAAAAAUUAAAUAUGAUACUUUAAGAGAAAACUAAAAUUUCAGAUGAACUUAAUUAAAUUAAAAAAUAAAUAUUAGUAGAAAACAAUAAAUUAAAUCAAUUAAUUGAGAAAAAUUAAUUAGAAGAAGUAAAUUUAGAAAAAUUAAAACAGCAACUUACUAUUUAAUAAGAAAAUAAAUUAAAAAUAGAAAAUGAUUAGAAUGCUAUCCAAUAAGAAGUAAUAAAAUCAUAAAAUGAAAAAAAAACAAUUUAAGAUUAAAUUGAAAAGUUAAGAUAAUAGUUAAAAGAAGAGGAAUAAAAUUUAUAGAGCUUUAAAUAAAAUAAAACUUAGGAGGUCUAAGAAUUAGAAGAAAAGUUCAAAUAGUUUUAAUUUGACAAAAAUGAAUUGGACAAAAAGUUAGGUUAAUUAAAUAUUUAACAAAAAGAGUUGUAGUCAUAAAUUGAACUAGAAAAUAAAUUAAAAAUAGAAAUUUCACAAACAAAUGAGAAAUUUGAAAUUAAAAAAGAAACAAUAUCAAAUUAAAUUUAGGAAUUAUAAAAAGAAAAUUAAGAUUUGAAAGAAGAAAGGAAAUUGCUGUUAUUAUAAAUAAAGGGUCUUGAAAAUUAAUUGAACGAAGCAUAAAUUGAAAUUGAUUUUUUCAAGAAUAAAGAAUUAAUGGGAGACUGUGUAACAUCAGAAAUAGAAACUUUUUCAUCUACAAUAAAAUAAGUAUUGAUUUUUUUUAUCUUAGAAAGGCAGCGAAGUAGAAGCAAAAGCAGCUAUUGAGCAAAAUUUGGAAACUAAGGGGGAAAAAAGAGAGUAUAAUGAAGAUUAUGAUUCGCAAUUUGAUCAUUAAUACAAGUUUUAAAAUUGA
This is a messenger RNA of Paramecium pentaurelia, 1838 nucleotides long. NCBI's taxonomy places the organism in Eukaryota, Ciliophora, Oligohymenophorea, Peniculida, Parameciidae. The record is from the annotation of a GenBank genome assembly.